CCGGGACCGGUCCACAGAUGUCACACUGCUGGAAUGUCUAGGUGACAACGACACUUUUAAGGUCUGAACCGCAGUGAAGUCCUUCCCCGGUAGGUAGGCACGACUGCCUCCCCGGGGCUCCGGGGAGUCACAUUAGGUGGUGAUGUCACAUUGGCUGGGAUGACAUUUUGCAGUCCGAUCCCCCCUCCCUACUGCUCCCAGGCAUUUUUUAAAUCACUGCGGAGCCCGCCUUGCGGAGGGGUGGGGAGUCCGUCCCCGGGCCGCGUUCCACCCUGGCUCCCCACGGAGGCCCACCCACUCCCAAGGCCGUUAAGACCGUGCAGCCGUCCUAGAAGCGCAACUCCGCCUUCUCACUUCCGUCUCAGUAUGGCAUCACAGCUGCAGGUGUUUUCCCCCCCAUCAGUGUCGUCGAGUGCCUUCUGCAGUGCGAAGAAACUGAAAAUAGAGCCCUCUGGCUGGGAUGUUUCAGGACAGAGCAGCAACGAAAAAUAUUAUACCCACAGCAAAACCCUCCCAGCCACACAGGGACAAGCCAACUCCUCUCAGCAGGUAGCAAAUUUCAACAUCCCUGCUUACGACCAGGGUCUCUUGCUUCCAGCCCCUGCAGUGGAGCACAUUGUUGUAACAGCUGCUGAUAGCUCAGCAAGUGCUGCUACAUCAACCUUCCAGAGCAGCCAGACCCUGACUCACAGAAGCAACGUGACUUUGCUCGAGCCAUAUCAAAAAUGUGGAUUGAAAAGAAAAAGUGAGGAAGUUGAUAGCAACGGUAGUGUGCAGAUCAUAGAAGAACAUCCCCCUCUCAUGCUGCAAAACAGGACUGUGGUGGGUGCUGCUGCCACGACCACCACGGUGACCACAAAAAGCAGCAGUUCCAGCGGAGAAGGGGAUUACCAGCUGGUCCAGCAUGAGAUCCUUUGCUCUAUGACCAACAGCUAUGAAGUCUUGGAGUUCCUGGGCCGUGGAACCUUUGGACAGGUAGCAAAAUGCUGGAAGCGGAGCACAAAGGAAAUUGUGGCUAUUAAAAUCUUGAAGAACCACCCCUCCUAUGCUAGACAAGGGCAGAUUGAAGUGAGCAUUCUUUCCCGGUUAAGCAGUGAAAAUGCUGACGAGUAUAAUUUUGUCCGUUCUUAUGAGUGCUUUCAACACAAGAAUCAUACCUGCCUUGUUUUUGAGAUGUUGGAGCAGAACUUGUAUGAUUUUCUAAAGCAGAACAAGUUUAGCCCACUGCCACUCAAGUAUAUCAGGCCAAUCUUGCAGCAGGUGGCCACAGCCUUGAUGAAACUCAAGAGCCUUGGUUUGAUUCAUGCAGACCUUAAACCUGAAAACAUAAUGCUGGUUGAUCCAGUUCGCCAACCCUACCGAGUGAAGGUCAUUGACUUUGGUUCUGCUAGUCACGUUUCCAAAGCUGUGUGCUCCACCUACUUACAGUCACGCUACUACAGAGCCCCUGAAAUUAUUCUUGGGUUGCCUUUUUGUGAAGCUAUUGACAUGUGGUCCCUGGGCUGUGUGAUAGCUGAGCUGUUCCUGGGAUGGCCACUGUAUCCUGGUGCUUCAGAAUAUGAUCAGAUUCGUUAUAUUUCACAAACGCAAGGCCUACCGGCUGAAUAUCUUCUCAGUGCUGGAACAAAAACAACCAGGUUCUUCAGCAGAGACCCUACCCUGGGCUACCCACUGUGGAGGCUUAAGACACCUGAGGAACAUGAGUUGGAGACUGGAAUAAAAUCAAAAGAAGCUCGGAAAUAUAUUUUCAACUGUCUAGAUGACAUGGCUCAGGUGAAUAUGUCUACAGACUUAGAGGGAACAGACAUGUUGGCAGAGAAGGCGGAUCGAAGAGAAUACAUUGACCUUUUGAAAAAAAUGUUAACGAUUGAUGCAGACAAGAGAAUUACUCCUCUGAAAACUCUUAACCAUCAGUUUGUAACCAUGACCCAUCUUCUGGAUUUUCCACAUAGCAAUCAUGUUAAGUCUUGCUUCCAGAACAUGGAGAUCUGCAAGCGGAGGGUUCACAUGUAUGACACAGUGAGUCAGAUCAAGAGUCCCUUCACUACACAUGUGGCCCCAAAUACAAGCACAAACCUAACAAUGAGCUUCAGCAACCAGCUCAACACCGUGCACAAUCAGGCCAGUGUUCUAGCUUCCAGUUCCACUGCAGCUGCUGCUACUCUUUCUCUGGCUAAUUCAGAUGUCUCGCUGCUAAGCUACCAGUCAGCUUUAUAUCCUUCCUCUGCAGCCCCGGUUCCUGGAGUGGCCCAGCAAGGUGUUUCUUUGCAGCCAGGAACAACUCAGAUUUGCACUCAGACAGACCCAUUCCAACAGACGUUUAUAGUGUGUCCACCUGCUUUCCAAACUGGACUGCAAGCAACAACAAAGCAUUCUGGAUUCCCUGUGAGGAUGGAUAAUGCCGUGCCCAUUGUACCCCAGGCCCCUGCUGCUCAGCCACUGCAGAUUCAGUCAGGCGUUCUCACGCAGGGAAGCUGUACACCACUAAUGGUAGCAACUCUCCACCCUCAAGUAGCCACCAUCGCACCGCAGUAUGCGGUGCCCUUUACUCUGAGCUGCGCAGCCGGCCGGCCGGCGCUGGUUGAACAGACUGCCGCUGUACUGCAGGCUUGGCCUGGAGGAACUCAACAAAUUCUCCUGCCUUCAACUUGGCAGCAGUUGCCUGGCGUAGCUUUACACAACUCUGUGCAGCCUGCCGCAGUGAUUCCAGAGGCCCUGGGGAGUGGCCAACAGCUAGCCGACUGGAGAAAUGCCCACUCUCACGGCAACCAGUAUAGCACCAUCAUGCAGCAGCCAUCCUUGCUGACUAACCAUGUGACGCUGGCCACUGCUCAGCCCCUCAAUGUUGGUGUUGCCCAUGUUGUCCGACAGCAGCAAUCCAGUUCCCUCCCUUCAAAGAAGAAUAAGCAGGCUGCUGCAGUCUGUUCCAAAUCCUCUCUGGAAACUCUGCCUUCCCAAGUUUAUUCUCUGGUUGGGAGCAGUCCUCUCCGCACCACAUCUUCUUAUAAUUCCCUAGUCCCUGUCCAAGAUCAGCAUCAACCAAUCAUCAUUCCAGACACUCCCAGCCCUCCUGUGAGUGUCAUCACUAUCCGUAGUGACACUGAUGAGGAAGAGGACAACAAAUACAAGCCCAAUAGCUCUGGCCUAAAGCCAAGAUCCAACGUCAUCAGCUAUGUCACUGUCAAUGAUUCCCCGGACUCUGACUCUUCCUCGAGUAGCCCGUAUCCCACUGACACCCUGAGUGCUCUCCGGGGCAAUAGUGGGGCUCUUCUGGAGGGGCCAGGCAGAGUUGUGGCAGAUGGCACUGGCACCCGUACCAUCAUUGUGCCUCCGCUGAAAGCUCAGCUGGGUGACUGCACAGCAGCAACCCAGGCAUCAAGUCUCCUGAACAGUAAGACCAAGCCAGUGGCCUCAGUGAGUGGGCAGUCAUCUGGAUGCUGUAUUACCCCUACAGGGUAUCGAGCUCAGCGUGGGGGCACCAACGCAGCCCAGCCACUCAACCUUAGCCAGAACCAGCAGUCAUCUUCAGCUCCAGCCUCUCAGGAGAGAAGCGGCAACCCUGCCCCUCGCAGGCAGCAGGCGUUUGUGGCCCCGCUCUCCCAAGCCCCCUACGCCUUUCAGCAUGGCAGCCCACUGCACUCGACGGGGCACCCACAUCUGGCCCCAGCCCCUGCUCACCUGCCAAGCCAGCCUCACCUGUAUACGUAUGCUGCCCCCACCUCUGCUGCUGCUGCAUUGGGUUCCACCAGCUCCAUUGCUCAUCUCUUCUCUCCCCAGGGCUCUUCAAGGCAUGCCACAGCCUAUACCACCCACCCAAGCACUCUGGUGCACCAAGUUCCUGUCAGUAUGGGGCCCAGCCUCCUCACUUCUGCCAGUGUGGCCCCUGCUCAGUACCAACACCAGUUUGCCACCCAGUCAUACAUUGGGUCCUCUCGAGGCUCAGCAAUUUACACUGGGUACCCGCUGAGUCCGACCAAAAUCAGCCAGUAUUCCUACUUGUAGUUGGUGAGCAUGAGGGAGGAGGACUCAUGGCUGCCGGCUCCAGUCCCUGAGAGGCUGAUAGUGGCUGUGGUGAGCUCCUCCUCACUCCUGAAACUCUUUAGCCAGCAGCUUGUUCUGCAGGGGCUCACUGAAGCAGAAGGUUCUUCUCUGGGGAACCUGUCUCAGUGUUGACUGCAUUGUUGUAGUCUCCCAAAGUUUGCCCUAUUUUUUAACUCUUUAUUUUUGUGACAGCAUUUCUGGCAUUGGACAAGUUUAGAUUCCCAUCUUCUGCAGUGACCAAGGAAGAGAGAUGAUUCUGAGGUUGCCCUUUGAAAAUGAGAUUGUCUCUCUGACUUGAUUUCUAUAAGUGCUUUUAAGUCCCUCUUUGUUUUACUGCAUCAGAGGAAAAAUGCUGAUAGAAGGAUUGAAAGUCUGAAAAGUCCAAAGAGGAAAGUCAUUACUUUUUGUUUAUUUGAAAGCCAAGCUUGUCUGCCCGUUUUAUUUGGAAAGCAGCUUAGUCGAGGCUGUUCUGUACUAUCAGGCAUUUCUCCUCAAAAUUUUAUCUUUGUUUAUGAAGCAUGUAAACUGAUGUGUUAGUUUUGUUUUCAUGUUGCAUUAUACCUAAUGAUCAGUUUUAUAAACUGGUGGUAUGUUUCAUUCUGUGUUACUCCUAGGAUUCCCUCAGUUGCUCCUGUGUAUAUUGAAGUGGUAUUAGAAAGGCAGUUCACCACUUUCUGGUAACAUAGUGUGUGAGAGAAUCCAAUCAUACCUACCAUGAAAGUACCAAGUCAUCUUUUAAAAUGAGCACCAUGAAUUCUUUUUUAAGUUAUUUUAAAGCUUUCCUCUCUCCGAUUCAGCCUAAAUGUCAUGGGAAAAGCCAUUAAGGUGGUUAUUGUUGUAUGGUGGUUAUUGUAUUAUAUGCAAAAUAGCUAUUAUGAAAUGGUGGUAUUGAUGAGCUUUGCCUAAAGGUAGUAUGAAUUUUCAAUAAUACAUCCCUGCGUUUUCCUCAUCUCCCCUUCUGUUUCAUGUGAUUUAUUUGGGGAGAAGCUAAAGAAUCUGAAACCAGGUAAGAACGUUGUGUAUAGCUUUUAUACUUUUAAGUAGUUUUCUUUGUAUGCCAGCAGCAAAUUGAAUGCUCUCUUAUUAAAACUUAUGUAAUAAGUGCAUGUAGGAAUUGCAAAAAAUAUUUUAAAAAUUUAUUACUGAAUUUAAAAAUAUUUUAGAAGUUUUGUAAUGGUGGUGUUUUAAUAUUUUGCAUAAUUAAAUAUGUACAUAUCGAUUAGAAAAAUAUAACAAGCAAUUUUUCCUGCUAACCCCAAAUGUUAUUUGUAAUCAAAUGUGUAGUGAUUACACUUGAAUUGUGUAUUUAGUGUGUAUCUGAUCCUCCAGUGUUACCCCCGGAGAUGGAAUUGAUGUCUCCAUUGUAUUUAAACCAAAAUGAACUGAUACUUGUUGGAAUGUAUGUGAACUAAUUGCAAUUAUAUUAGAGCAUAUUACUGUAGUGCUGAGUGAGCAGGGGCAUUGCCUGCAAGGAGAGGAAACCCUUGGAAUUGUUUUGCACAGGUGUGUCUGGUGAGGAGUUGUUUGUGUGUGUCUUUCCCCUCUUCCUCCCCUUAUUGUAGUGCCUUAUAUGAUAAUGUAGUGGUUCAUAGCGUUUACAGUGAGCUUGCCUUAGGAUGGACCAGCAAGCCCCCGUGAACCCUAAGCAGUUCACUGGGAUGUAUCGGGACAGGAGUAGUAGCUGUGCUGUGUAAAUGCAUUGUUCUCAGUUUCCCUGCUGACUUGGAAGAAUAAAAACAGCAGCUUUUCUUUACCGCCACCUCUGCCUGUUUCCACUUUGGGUUCUGAGCUGAAUUCUCACAGAAGCAUUUUCCCUGCGUUGCUGUCUCACUGUGUGUUGCUACCGUGCUUUUGUGAGAAUUCGGGAAGCGGGUGAGAGGAGUGAAGCCAAUAUUAAAUAUGCAUUUUUUAAAAAGUAUGUGCAAUCACUUUUAGAAUGCGAUUUUUUUCCCCAUGUGGCAGUCCUUCCUGCAAAUAGUUAACAUUGAUAAUAAAAUUUUUGCUUGUUGAAAAAGAAAUUUAACAGAUGUGUUUAUACCAAAGAGCCUGUUGUAUUGCUUACUAUAGCCCCCACACUGUGGAGGAAGAGUUUGUGGUGCUGCUGGUUCAAGGAACUCACAGCAAAGUUUCUUAACCAGUGAAGGAUACUAGGAAGGAACCGAAACCUGUUGCAUCAUUGGGGCUUUUGAAGUUUCUUUCUUAUAACUUGUAUAUUCUUGGGGCCCUUCAAGCUGUGAAAUUGUCCUUGUACUCUCAGCUCCUGUGCGGAUCUGGGGCAGGUAGAAGGUACGGGGACUUGGGAACAUUCCUGCCUACAAAGGCCACGAAGAAGAAGGCUAACCCUAACAUACAGAUGUGUUCCAUCUGAGCUGGAAAUUGUAUACAUGAGGAGUAAUUGUAGGACUGGUUCUCUGUGGAGAUGGUGUCAAGGAGGUGCCCGAUGGAGAUGGGAGAUUUCGUGGAACCUGGUCAGCAAAUUCUGAACUGGGUUGAACACCGAGGAGCUAAGUAUUUGGAGUUUCUUUAUUGUAAGGAGGAAGGGCUUCCAAGAUGGGGUGGGCAGUCGGUGCAACCUACCCAGAAAUACACAUAUGUGUGCGUGUGCGUGGUUCUUUAAACUGUUCUGCUGUGAUGUAUUUUCAGCACCAUAUUGGUCAAAACAAACAGUUCGGUUUCUGUUGUUAGUGUUAAAUUGUUUACUGGUCAAAACAUGUGAUCUUUGUGCCACCUUUUUUUUGCCAAGCGCAUUCUGACUUCCUGGUUCAAACACAUGCCUAGUUCCUAAGGGAGACAGUUUUUGUUCCUUAUCUUUCUCUUCCUCAAGGGACAUAAUGUAUUGUUUUUGUAUAAAAUGAGAUGCAAGAAGAAAAGAUCCCCCUGCCUGAUUCCACCAAGUAGAUGCCAUUUAAGAUAGGAGUCUUCAUUCUGUGGGAAAAGAGAAUACCAAGAGCUUGUUGUGUUUGCUGCUUUGUCACCCUAACUAGCAGUGUGUCUUUAGAAAAACUGCAGAUUUUCUGUCAGACUUCAGAUUGACAUUUCAGAUUUACCAAGAUACAGAUUCACCCGUGUCUGCCAAAUGUGUAUGUGUUUGAUGUGGCUUUAGAUUCUAUCCCUGGGCCUGAAAGCAGCUGGCCCGGGCAGCGUGGGGAAAACCACAAGGAUUUGGUGUAAGUCCUCUCAGAACUAGGGUCUCCAGUGUCUUCCCUUCUGGGUGACAGAGGAAGUGGGGAGUAGUGAAGCAUCAGGCUCGUGGGGACGCUAGAUCACUCCCAGGAGCUGAUCCCACCCUGUUCAGCUACGACAUACCAUCCCCAGAAGGAGAACUCCCUUUCCAGCAGUCCUGACCAUUCUGAGCCCACGUUUGGAAUGGCUCAUUUCAUAGUCCUCCACUAGAGGGGCCAAGCUUGACUGCAGUAGCCAGGCAAGCACAGGAAUGUGUGCGUUACUCAGCAUUUCUUAUGCAAAACUUCACAAGUUAAGAUUGUUUGUUUUAGACUAGGAAGUGGAAUUGCCUCUCAGUGACAGGAAUGACCCGAGCCUGCUUCCUAUUUCGAUUUGUUUGAAACUGAUGAAUGGUGCAGCAUGUCUAUAUGGUUGUUUGUUGCUAAACUUUAUAUAAUGUAUGGUUUCAAUUCAGCUUGACAAAUAAUCUCACUACAUGUAGCAGUACAUUAUAUGUACAUUAUAUGUAAUGUUAGUAUUUCUGCUUCGAUAUUGCAAUGGAAUUCCUACUUUAUUAAAUGUAUUUGAUAUGCUAGUUAUUGUGUGCGAUUUAGACUUUCUUUUUGCUUUCUCCCUUUUCUGGUUGUGUGCUUCCUUUUACAACAAGCCUCUAGAAACAGUUUCUGAGAAUUACUGAGCUAUGUUUGUAUUGCAGAUGUACUUAGGGAGUAUGUAAAAUAAUCAUUUUAACAAAAGAAAUAGAUAUUUAAAAUUUAAUACUAACUACGGGAAAAGGGUCCAUUGUGUAAAACAUAGUUUAUCUUUGGAUUCAACGUUUGUCUUUGGUUUUACAAAGUAGCUUGUAUUUUCAGUAUUUUCUACAUAAUAUGGUAAAAUGUAGAGCAAUUGCAAUGCAUCAAUAAAAUGAGUAAGUUUUCUGACUCA
This is a messenger RNA of Ochotona princeps (American pika), 8148 nucleotides long. It is a transcript of the gene HIPK1, whose product is annotated as homeodomain interacting protein kinase 1. Gene Ontology annotation, molecular function: ATP binding; protein tyrosine kinase activity; protein serine/threonine kinase activity. NCBI's taxonomy places the organism in Eukaryota, Metazoa, Chordata, Mammalia, Lagomorpha, Ochotonidae. The record is from RefSeq and is a predicted model, not a curated record. Gene Ontology annotation, biological process: smoothened signaling pathway; peptidyl-serine phosphorylation; peptidyl-threonine phosphorylation. The transcript has 16 exons. Gene Ontology annotation, cellular component: nucleus; cytoplasm; PML body. The coding region runs from base 160 to 4002 and encodes 1280 amino acids.